ACCCAGUGGAGGCUGAGCCUCUGUGAUUCAGUUGUCUCACAGACAGCCUCUUGGUCGGUAACCAUCGUGGCCAAGCCUGAUUAGAGACAUAUUGCAGUUAUGCCUUGGGACCUUGUCACGCUGAAUUCCGGCUAUGUUAUGCCGAGCAUUGCUUAUGGUACAUGGACCCUUGGGAACGGGCAAGGUCCCAUCGACCAGAUCGCGCAAGCUUUCGACACGGGAUACUACCACAUCGACACCGCUCAGGGGUACAGAAAUGAGGGCGAAGUGGGUAUUGCUCUUCACGAAAGCGGUCUGUUGCGCGGAGAUGUAUUCAUAACGACUAAAUACUCUGGUUUCGAUGGGCUCGACAUCCCUACUGCAAUCAGAAACAGUGUCAACAGCAUCGAUACGCCCUACGUAGACCUAUACCUGAUUCAUAACCCACGCCUCGCGGUACCGGACAUCCCAACAGCAUGGUCAGAAAUGGAAAAAGUGGUAGAAGACGGACUGGCAAAGAGCAUUGGUGUAAGCAACUUCGGUGUACAAGAUUUGGAAAUUCUGUUGGCGUCUGCGAAAAUUAAACCUGCUGUGAACCAGAUCCUUCUCCAUCCCUAUGUUUACUUGCAACAGGCGCCUAUAUUGAAGUAUGCUGCUGAACAUGCCAUUGUCAUUGAGGCAUACAGCGCCCUUAAACCACUUACCAAGGAACCUAGUGGCCCGUUAGACGCUCCACUGAAUGAAAUCGCCACUCGACUUGGGGCAACUACAGAUCAGGUGCUUCUCGCUUGGACAAAGGCUAAGGGCGCCGUUAUUGUCACAACCAGUUCCAAGAAGACACGUUUAGAAGGCUAUCAAGAUGCAGGCGAUAUUGAGCUUUCAAAAGAGGAUAUUGCUGCGAUUGAUGCUGCUGGCGCAUUGGGCGAAAAGCGAAUCACCGCCAGAAUAGGGCUGCGGAAGUUUGGUGUUGGGAUUCUAGUUGGGGUUGCGGUGUUGGGCCUCUGCAACUAUUUUAGGGUCAGGAUUGAUAAAAAGUUGUUGUAGGAUAUAUCAUUGUGUUCCGUCGCUUGCCAGGACAUUUCAUCUGAAUAAAUUUCCAGCUAGAUUUACGCGGAGACCUAGUCCUGCCAAUGAAUCAAGCAAUGAAAGGUUAGCAGAUGAGUGUAAAAUACCUAGGCGCUUUCCAAGGUGAAAUUGAAAUGUUGACAUGGAC
This is a messenger RNA of Suillus bovinus, 1192 nucleotides long. RefSeq names its product NADP-dependent oxidoreductase domain-containing protein. Gene Ontology annotation, molecular function: oxidoreductase activity, acting on NAD(P)H as acceptor. Bases 100 to 1023 code for a protein of 307 amino acids. The transcript has 9 exons. The record is from RefSeq and is a predicted model, not a curated record. Lineage: Eukaryota; Fungi; Basidiomycota; Agaricomycetes; Boletales; Suillaceae.